GGUCGUCACAAACAUGGCGGCUCCCCUGGAUGACAUGUUUUCCUUCUGCGUGGACCCCGGCAAAGUUGCCAGCGGCGUGGACGUGCGAUUUAUCGACAAUAUAAAGGGCAAAGGUCUCUUCGCCAAAAGGAGCUUCAAGAAGGGAGACACCAUUUUCUUUGAGCGUCCUCUGGUCGCCGCCCAGUUCCUGUGGAAUGCUCUGUAUAAAUAUAAAGCCUGUGAGUACUGCUUACGUGCUCUGGAGACCGCAGAGGAGAAUGCGAGGAGACUCAGCGGCAUCCCUGGACUCAGCCUUCCUCACCCGGAGCUCUGCCGUGUUCGACCAGAGCUGCACCAAGCCUGCCCUCAGUGCCAGGUGAUGUACUGUAGCAGCGAGUGUCGACAGGCUGCAGCAGAUCAGUACCAUCGGGUUCUGUGUUUGGGUUCCUCCCAGGACGACCCGGACCACCCCAUCAACAAGCUUAAAGAUGCAUGGAGGAGUAUGCAUUAUCCCCCAGAGACCGCCAGCAUCAUGCUCAUGGCCAGAAUGGUAGCUGUAGUCAAACAGUCCAAAGACAAAGCACACUGGCAGAAGCUGUUCUCACACUUCUGCAGCCGGACAGGUAACGAGGAAGAGGAGAUCGCCCACAAGCUCCUGGGAGACAAGUUCAGAGGGCAGCUGUCCUUGUUACACAGCCUUUUUAAAGCAGCACUUUAUGAUGAUCAUCUGAGUCGGUGGUUUGUCCCCGAGGGAUUCCGCUCUCUGUUCGCUCUGGUUGGAACCAACGGACAAGGCAUCGGCACGAGCUCCUUGAGUCAGUGGGUUCAUGCCUGCGAUGCACUGGAGCUUCCCGCCCAGCAGAAGGAGCAAUUGGACUCUUUUAUCGACCAGCUGUACAAGGACAUAGAGAAAGAAACGGGAGACUUUCUGAACUGCGAGGGCUCAGGACUGUUUCUGCUUCAGAGCUCAUGUAACCACAGCUGCAUACCCAACGCAGAGGCGUCUUUCCCCGACAACAAUUUCCUGCUUCAGCUCAGCGCCCUCAGUGACAUCAACCCAGGAGAGGAGAUCUGCAUCAGUUACUUGGACUGCUGUCAGCGGGACCGAAGCCGUCAUAGCAGACACAAAAUUCUGAGGGAGAACUACCUGUUUGUCUGCUCGUGUCCAAAGUGCGUCUCCCAGAUGGAUGAGCUGGACGUGACAUCAGAGGAGGAGGAGGAGGAAGAAGGAGAGGCAGAAGGUGAAACAGAGGGGGAUGAGAUGGAAGAUGAGAUGACAGAUGUCUGAUGAAAGACUUGCCCAUAUUGUUCUCAGCCAUUCCCCUUCCUGCCACCACGCUAAGCAACUAUGAAGCCUGCAGGAACAAAGACCAGUUCAAACCAGGAGCUGCAUUUCACCAGAACUGUCCAAAUGUGUGGAAAAAUGUCUCAUCAUCAAUGCAUUUCACUCUUACGUUGUCCAGUUUUAGCUGCAGAACACUGUGUGUAAGUAUAAGAACAGUUUCUACUUCAGCACACUGAACACACUUAAAUAAAACAAAGAUUAUGACUUCCAGCUUUCAGGCUUUUUUGGAAAAAAAAAAAGCACUGGUAGUAUAAAAAGGCUGACAUUUCUUAACAGUCCACAGUAAAAAAAAUUAUUACAGAUUUAACAAUCUGGCCACAUGGAGGCAGCACCACCAGCUGUAAUAUUUGACAUAUCAGCUUUAUUAAAGAGUAUCCAAGCACCCCCUGAAAAUCUUCUGCUCUGUGGUAGUUUAAUUUCUCACCUUGCUACAGAGAUGUACAGGUGCUCUUCUGUAUGCUGUGACAUCACCGUUGGGUGUGGUUACAGCUGCAUCAGAGCACAUUUGUGACCAUACCUAGCAGUCAAAGGCAGAGAGGGCAAGUUAACAUUACUUUUUGCUGAACGUAGCUGCUGCUGCUGCAAACAUUGAUGAGAGUGGUGAGAAUGAAUCAAAACAGUAAAGUUGGAGGCCAAAAAAACCCCAAAACAAUGAGCUGAAAGAACCUAAAAAGGUCUAAAGAGCUGAGGGGAACUGCGGCUUUAAAUUAAAGCUGAAGUCAGUAUUUUAUUCUCAGUUAUUGUGCUGUUUGAUCCAGUGUGCUGAACUAAACUGUCCUAAUAUUUAUUACACUGUGUCCCACCUCCAGGUACAUUAAAUCUAACCCAGAAGAAUUGUUAUCAUUUCAAGGCAAAGUGAUAAAGCAAGGGUCAAUUGGUUCUCAGGUGUUUUCUCCAUAAAAUAAGUUUCUUUGACUAUGCAUUACUGUACGGAAGAUGCUAUUUGUUUUUAUCCUGUUGUAAUUACAGUCUUGUCAUAUGCGAGGCAUCCAGCCACUGAAAUACAGUUUG
This is a messenger RNA of Epinephelus moara (kelp grouper), 2335 nucleotides long. It is a transcript of the gene smyd5, whose product is annotated as SMYD family member 5. The transcript is spliced from 13 exons. The coding region runs from base 14 to 1267 and encodes 417 amino acids. Gene Ontology annotation, molecular function: protein binding; histone H4K20 methyltransferase activity. Lineage: Eukaryota; Metazoa; Chordata; Actinopteri; Perciformes; Serranidae. The record is from RefSeq and is a predicted model, not a curated record.